This is a messenger RNA of Sipha flava (yellow sugarcane aphid), 2124 nucleotides long. Its product is annotated as nucleolar protein 9. The coding region runs from base 266 to 2002 and encodes 578 amino acids. The record is from RefSeq and is a predicted model, not a curated record. NCBI's taxonomy places the organism in Eukaryota, Metazoa, Arthropoda, Insecta, Hemiptera, Aphididae. Gene Ontology annotation, biological process: ribosomal small subunit export from nucleus; endonucleolytic cleavage in 5'-ETS of tricistronic rRNA transcript (SSU-rRNA, 5.8S rRNA, LSU-rRNA); endonucleolytic cleavage in ITS1 to separate SSU-rRNA from 5.8S rRNA and LSU-rRNA from tricistronic rRNA transcript (SSU-rRNA, 5.8S rRNA, LSU-rRNA). Gene Ontology annotation, molecular function: RNA binding. Gene Ontology annotation, cellular component: nucleolus; 90S preribosome; preribosome, small subunit precursor. The transcript is spliced from 10 exons.
CUUUUAUGAUAAGCCAGCUAUAUGCCUUACUGCGGGUAAGCGCUCGUGUGUGAAGUGUUCGUUUUCAUUAUCACUUUCUGUUAUCUUGAAAAAUAAAUAUCAUGAAUUUUUAAUCAUUUUGUUAUCAAUUUCUAACUAGUUGAGUGCACCUUUUGCACGUGUGAAGUGUGAAAAGGAAUGUUUUUUCAAAACAUUUUCAAAUACAUAAUACAGUAAAUUUAAUUAAAAUUUUAUAUUUCAUAUUAGUGUAAAUUUUUUUUCAAUUAUGGAUUCGCAAUCGUCCGGAGUAGGUUUUAAACGCAAGAAAAAGCAUAUUUCAAAUUAUCAACGAGCAAUGAAGUACUCUAAACGAGGAAAGUUUGGUCAUGGUUUUCAAAUUCAAGAAGAUGAUUUUCAGUACUUUUUGAAUAUUCUUAAAGUGUCGAAAGAAGCAUUUGAAAGUGAUGAGGAUAAAUGUAAUUUUGUGGAUAAUGUUUUCAAGCAGUUAAAGGGAAAUGAAGUGAACUAUUGCAGUAACCAAGUAGUGUCUCGUGUAAUUGAUGAUUUAUUACCAGCUGCUAGUGAUGAGACUGUAUUUAAUUUAAUUGAACAAUUUGAAAAAGAUUUAAGACCAAUUUGCUGUGAUCAGUUUGCCAGUCACGUACUUCAACAGUUAUUACACAAUGCUACAUAUAGAGCAUUUAAAAAUGUAACUAAAGAAGUAUCAGAAUCCACAAAAGAAAAUUAUCUUCAUUUUAUAAAUAAGUUAUGCAAAUUUAUAUUAAAUAACUUGGAAGAAUUUGUAUGGGACACGUAUGCUAAUCAUAUUGUACGCAGUUGUAUGGCAUGUUUAUGUGGUGAACCAUAUUUAUCUUCUAAAAACUCUCAUCAAAAAGGUGAAAAAGUUGAUACAAACAAAGAACUUAAAAAUUUAUUGAAGAAAUAUGCUGACAAUUUAAUUAGUGUUCAACAGUUUUCAGAAAUGCCUAAAACUGAUAUUACAUCUGGACUUUUACAAGUAUUAUUGAAAUGUAUUGCACCUGUAUCUAAAAAAAGAUAUAAAGCACUAGUUGAUAAAUUAAUGAGCGUUACAUUUUCGAAAAAUGAAAGUUCUUCUGAAAAUAUUUUAAAUGUUCUCGAAAACAGUUCAUUUGCCAGACUGCUUGAUGUUAUUAUUUCUGAAUCAUCAGAAAAAUUUAAUAAAUCAUUAUAUUCUACAUAUUUCAUGAAUAAACUUGGAGAUUUAGCUGUUCAUCGCAAUGGAAAUUUUACCAUUCAAAAAUUAUUAUUGAAAACCACAGAUACCAUACAAUUUGAAUCAAUGUUUGAUCAACUAAAGGAAAAAAUACCACAGUUGAUUAAUCUUGGAUAUACUGGAGUUUUAUUAGAAUUGUCUAAUGUUUGUUUAAGACUGAAGAGUAAACAAGCUUUAUUUUUUAAAACAUUAUGUGAAUCACUUAAAUGCAAAGAAGAAACCGAAGAUGGUAUUACAGUUUUAUUAAUUCUUAGUUUAAAAGUUAAUGAAAAUUAUGAUAAUUCUUGUAAUGAACCACCAAUUAAUAUUCAUGGGUCAAUGAUAGUUCAAAAUUUAUUGAAGUUCAAUAAACCAAUUAAAAUUAUAAAUAAUUUAAUCAAUUUAAACUCUGAACGUCUUGUAUACAUACUAUGUGAUGUAAAAGGUAGUUAUAUUGCAAAUGCAUAUUUUGAAAGUGAAUUUAUUGGAGAAAGAAGUCGUGAAAAAAUGAUCUGGAAAUUAAAAGAUUAUUAUACAACUUUGGCAAAAUCUAAAAGUGGUUCUCGUGCUUUUGACUGUAUAUGGAAAGUAGCAGAUUCAAAGCAGCAUUUGAUGAUCAUGACUGAAUUUUUACGACAUGAAUCUGAUCUUACUAGUACACAAUUCGGUUCUAUAAUUUCAAAUAAAUUAAAUUUGGGUUUAUUCAGGCAUCAGAAAGAUGAGUGGCUAAAAGCAGAUCAAAAUAAACUCAAAACACUUAAAGUGUUUGAAAUUAAUAAAUACUGUUAAAUUGAUUUUAAUAUUAAUAUAUAUAUACAUAUUAAGGUAAAAGUUGAUUAGUUACUAAUAGUAUAACGUCUACUAUCCACCAAAUUCCACCACCUCCAAGUGUCAAUAAUUUUCCUACGGCU